Molecule: messenger RNA, 2397 nt
Organism: Mesocricetus auratus (golden hamster)
Lineage: Eukaryota; Metazoa; Chordata; Mammalia; Rodentia; Cricetidae
Gene: Rxrg
Product: retinoid X receptor gamma
Exons: 10
Coding region: 655-2046 (463 amino acids)
Biological process (GO): retinoic acid receptor signaling pathway; cell differentiation; response to retinoic acid
Cellular component (GO): nucleus; RNA polymerase II transcription regulator complex
Molecular function (GO): zinc ion binding; nuclear receptor activity; retinoic acid-responsive element binding
Source: RefSeq, a predicted model, not a curated record
CACUGGACAGAGAGGAGCCAGAGUGAGAAAAUGCAUUUUAAUAAAACCCCAUUGAUUUUUUUGUGGGUGCAAGUCAAGGAAAAGGCACCUAAAGAGUCUUCUAUCGGCUGCCUCCUCCCCCUCUCUUCUGACCUAGUAGGGCACUCACACAUCGAUUGGUUCCCAGCUAAUAGAUUGUGCCACCCGGUAGGGACCUCUGGGGACUAGUGGGGAGCUGGAAGAGUCGCUCACAGCAGCCUAAUCCAGAGUUAAUCAAACUAGCAACAGGAUCUCUGGCGCGGUGGUGGUGGUGGUGGCGGCGGCGGCAGCAGCAGUAGCAGCAGCAGCAGCAGCAGCAGCAGCAGCAGCAGCGACAGCGACGGCGGCAGCGGCAAGAGGCAAGAAGAGUAGCAGUGGCGGCAGCAUUAUGCGUGAUUACUGACAAGCACCAGCUGCUGCGGCCGCCACGGCCUCUCAACACUAUGUGGACUCUCGGAUCUAGAGACAGAUUCCUGACUAAUCCCAGAGGGCUGGCCCAGCCUGCGCUCCCCCGGCUGCUAGCAAGCGAUGGCCACUCUUGUUAGCCCAAGUUGAAGGAAGCCGGGCUGCGCCUGGGAGCCGGGAGAGGCUGUACUCUUUUAGAAGCGCGGCAGAGGAAUGAACUGAACAGCAAACAUGUAUGGAAAUUAUUCCCACUUCAUGAAGUUUCCCACCGGCUUUGGUGGCUCCUCUGCCCACACUGGCUCCACAUCCAUGAGCCCAUCAGCAGUCUUGCCCACAGGGAAGCCAAUGGACAGCCACCCCAGCUACACGGACACCCCAGUGAGUGCCCCACGGACACUCGGUGCUGUGGGAACCCCCCUCAAUGCUCUCGGUUCUCCCUACCGAGUCAUCACUUCUGCCAUGGGUCCACCCUCAGGAGCACUGGCAGCCCCUCCAGGCAUCAACUUGGUGGCCCCACCCAGCUCUCAACUAAAUGUGGUCAACAGUGUCAGCAGCUCUGAGGACAUCAAGCCCUUACCAGGUCUGCCUGGGAUUGGAAACAUGAACUACCCAUCUACCAGCCCCGGGUCUCUGGUGAAACACAUCUGUGCCAUCUGUGGGGACAGAUCCUCAGGAAAGCACUACGGCGUGUACAGCUGUGAAGGCUGCAAAGGCUUCUUCAAAAGAACCAUAAGGAAAGACCUCAUCUACACCUGUCGGGAUAACAAAGAUUGCCUCAUCGACAAACGCCAACGCAACCGCUGCCAGUACUGUCGUUACCAGAAGUGCCUGGUCAUGGGCAUGAAGAGGGAAGCUGUGCAAGAAGAAAGGCAGAGGAGCCGAGAGCGAGCUGAGAGUGAGGCAGAAUGUGCCAGUAGUGGCCACGAAGACAUGCCUGUGGAGAGGAUUCUAGAAGCUGAACUUGCUGUGGAACCAAAGACAGAAUCCUACGGUGACAUGAACAUGGAAAACUCGACAAAUGACCCUGUUACCAACAUAUGCCAUGCUGCCGACAAGCAGCUUUUUACCCUUGUUGAGUGGGCCAAACGCAUCCCCCACUUCUCAGACCUCACCUUGGAGGACCAGGUCAUUCUGCUCCGGGCAGGGUGGAAUGAAUUGCUGAUUGCCUCCUUCUCCCACCGCUCGGUAUCUGUCCAAGAUGGCAUCCUGCUGGCUACAGGCCUCCACGUCCACAGGAGCAGCGCUCACAGUGCGGGUGUUGGCUCCAUUUUUGACAGAGUCCUCACGGAGCUGGUUUCCAAGAUGAAGGACAUGCAGAUGGAUAAGUCAGAGCUCGGGUGCCUGCGGGCCAUCGUGCUCUUCAACCCAGAUGCCAAGGGUUUGUCCAACCCCUCUGAGGUGGAGACUCUUCGAGAGAAGGUUUAUGCUACACUUGAGGCCUAUACCAAGCAGAAGUAUCCAGAACAACCAGGCAGGUUUGCUAAGCUGCUGCUGCGCCUCCCAGCUCUGCGCUCCAUCGGCUUGAAGUGCCUGGAGCAUCUCUUCUUCUUCAAGCUCAUCGGGGACACGCCCAUUGACACCUUCCUCAUGGAGAUGUUGGAGACCCCACUGCAGAUCACAUGAACAUCCUCAGCUGCAGCUUCCCCACCUGGGUGACUGACCCCUAGGCUGAUGUGUGUGGAGCCCUACCCUGCACACUGUCCCCCGCCUCCCACUCUGACCUCCCUUCCUGUCCCCAAAAUGUGAUGCUUGUAAUAAAGACAAACUUUCUACACAUGCAAGUUUUCUAGGUGGAGUUUUGUAUGGAUGUUAAAGGUGACCUUUCUUCGCUAUUUAAGGGGCUGAGGUUUUUCUGGAAGUUCUUGGGAAGAGCAACCAAGCCUCUGUACAUAUGAUUGGUUUAAAUUAUUUUUUCACUUGCCAUGGAAAGCAAACAAAUGGAACAGAAAUUAAUAAAUAUGAUAUUGGCACUGC